Messenger RNA from Apodemus sylvaticus (European woodmouse), 1952 nucleotides. RefSeq names its product metallo-beta-lactamase domain containing 1 (gene Mblac1). The transcript has a single exon. The record is from RefSeq and is a predicted model, not a curated record. NCBI's taxonomy places the organism in Eukaryota, Metazoa, Chordata, Mammalia, Rodentia, Muridae. The coding region runs from base 739 to 1521 and encodes 260 amino acids.
UCUAUUACUUGCUAAUGGUGUUCUUAUAAUCAUGCACCCCAAGAAUACUGGCUAGGGUUGGGAAAACAACUGUACUACUAGGACUUUAAAUCUAGAGUGGGGAUGCACGUUUCUAAUUCCAGCACUUUGGAGGUGGGGGGCAGGCAGGGGCAUCAAGAGCUCAAAAGUCUUCCUCAGCUAUGUAGCAAAUUCAAGACCAUCCUGGGCUCCUUGAGCCCUUAUAUCAGGAAAAUAGAAAAAAAGAAAAGACAAAACAAAGACUCUAAACUUAGCGUAAGACAUGUGAGCUGAACAGAAUCAGGAUUACAGUUGCGGAAUAUGGCUAGCCGUAGUUUGUACGGAAGUCCAUAAAGGGCAAAAUUUCUCGCGUUUUCUUUUGCGUUUUCCCAGUGUUUAAAAAAAAAAAAAGAUUUAAGGACAGCGAUAGUUUAGCUUCAAAAUAGACAACAGCUAGAAUAAAGAAGGAAAAGAUAUCUUUAAAAUGUGGAUGCGUGAGGACCUACCGAUUAUAAGCCUAAGGAGAUUCUAACCAAAAGACUCUUAAGAAGUCUUGAGGUCGCCUGGAAAGACCAAGUUGGGCGAUACCAUCUUCAGCAGGGGUGGUGGAGGAGGGCGACACCACUUUAAGAGCUGGUGGGUAGCAACGAGUUGCGACUUGGAAAGAGUGGCGGGGCUUGCGGUAGGAUUUCGGAGGGACUGGACAGACAUCCGUGACGGGGUAUAUAUAUCUCCCUUGCCAUGAGCGGUUCAGUGCGCACUGAGCCGCUGCACGGUGAGACCCCUUUGCUGGCGCCCAGCGGCUCCUACUCGGUGGUGGUUCUGUUGCGCGGCUACGCGGAGCCGCUGGGAGCCGGCGACGCGGUGCGCGCUGAUGGCACGGUGACGCUCGUCCUGCCUCGGGGCUGGGCCUCGGACUCCAGCCGCCGAUCGACCCCAUCCGCGGACGGCGGCACUAAGACUGCCCUGGAGGAGGCGGUGCGUGGCCCCAUCCUCGUGGACACCGGGGGACCCUGGGCUCGGGAUGCGCUGCUGGAAUCCCUGGCUACUCAGGGCGUGGCUCCCGGAGACGUGACUCUGGUCGUGGGGACCCACGGGCACUCGGAUCAUAUCGGGAACCUAGGGCUGUUUCCCGAGGCAGCUCUGUUAGUUUCCCAUGACUUCUGCCUUCCCGGGGGGCUCUAUCUGCCCCAUGGGCUGUGUGAAACGCAGCCCUUGAGACUGGGCUCCGGACUGCAGGUGUGGGCCACGCCUGGCCACGGAGGACAGCGGGAUGUAAGCGUCGUAGUGGAGGGCACCAGCCUGGGCACCGUGGUGGUGGCUGGCGAUGUGUUCGAGCGCCUUGGUGACGAGGACUCUUGGCAGGCCCUGAGCGAAGACCCAGUAGCUCAGCAACGGAGCCGGGAGAGGAUUCUGAGCGUGGCUGAUGUGGUGGUGCCUGGUCACGGAGCCCCCUUUCGAGUGGUCAGGGAAGCAGCGAAAAGUUCGGAGGAUCAGAUAUGUGAAGGCAAGGAGGUUGCUUGACUAGAUUCCGGUCAGGAAAGCGCUUCCAGGAAGGAACUGGUGUCAGUCGGUCCAGGAGACCCGGAGGACGCAGUCAGGGCUGUGUUUGUCAGGUGCAGCUUUCCAGGAGGCAGCUUCCAAACGGGACAGAAUGACUGGCAUCAGUCGCCUUUUUCACUGCAACCUAAGUAGGACGAAGGACUGACUCAGCUCCAUCCUCCACGAGCCUCGGUAAAAUAUAGGAAAAAAGAAAAACAGUUAAAAUAUGUAUUUGGGAUGUGCGUGUGUGCCCAUGGAGUACUGAAGGCUACUUGGAAGAGUCGGUUCUCCAUCCUGUGGGUCCCCAGGAUCAAGUUCAGGUUGUCAGACCUGGCGGCACGGACCUUUCCCUGAUGAGCCAUCUUGAUUUAUAUUCUUGUUAGGACCUUCAAAAAAUAAAUAAUAGACCUGAA